CUGCAGGGUCUUUGAAACCGCCCCUGAGAGGUUUCCUAUUGGUCUGGACGAGGGUGAGGUGUCAUGUAUCCCACGGGACCAUGAACGCAGCACAGCGAACUUCUCCAGACAGAUUUUUUAACUUUACAGAAAAAAACGAUAUUUGUGGAGAAAGUUUGAUGAGUGCAGAGGAGGGUUGUGUGUCAGUGGUUUGUUGUGUGUCAGUGAUUUGGUGUGUGUCAGCGUGUUGGUCGUGAGUUCCGUGUCUCACCAUGUCUGAGUGUGAGCAGACAGAGAACCAGGAUCAGUGUGAACAUGGAGGAACCGGACAGUCGAUGAGUCCUCUGGCAGUUUGUACCGUGUGUGAUCGCUUGUUCCGGGACCCGAAGCUGUUGCCGUGUCUACACACCUUCUGCUCGGACUGUAUCGGGCAGCUGGAGCCGUUCUCCCGGUCCCUCUCCUCCCUCAGCCCGGAGCAGGAGCAGGACCGAACCGCCGUGACCGUGCUCUGCCCGGACUGUGACUCCGAGGUGGACCUACCUCCCUCCGGACCCUCCGGGCUGAGCACCGACCACCUGGCGCUGGACGCCGUGUUCCUGGAGACUGUGUUGUCGGACCGACCGCUGAGCUGCGACCUGUGCGGGGAGGGAGGCUCCGAGAGCCGCUGUGAGGUCUGCUGCGUUAACCUGUGCGAGUUCUGCUGCCAGGCCCACAGGCGGCAGAAGCGAACAGCGUCUCACUCUGUUCAGGGUCUGGACGAGCUGAAGUCUCGUGGUCGUCUCUGCCGUCCCGUCCUCUGCCCCCUCCACCCCGGCCAGGAGCUGGGGCUCUUCUGUCAGCCCUGCGACCUGCCUGUCUGCCUGGACUGUGCCGUCACGCUGCAUCGCGACCACCGCUGCUGUCCCACGCAUGAUGUCAUCGAUCGCCAUGGAGACGGCAUCCGAGAGCUGGUUGCCGGGCAACUGCGACCUCUCCUAGAGCGUCUGGAGGAGUCACUGCAGAAGGUGGACGUUUCCCAGGAGGCUUUGCAGGCACGGGUGGAGGCGACAGCCAAUGAGGUGAGGGCGUUUGCACGUGGCUACGCCAGCGCUGUUGAAUCUCACUGUCUGUCUCUGCUGCAUCGCCUUGAGGAGCUCCGUGUCCAACGCAGGAACCAGCUCCACCUGCAGAGGGCUCAGCUGAAGCAGGCGCUGCUGGACGUCCGAGGCAGCGUGGAGUUUGCGGAGAGACUGCUGGGCUCCGGCUCUGACACUGAGAUCCUGAGCGUCAAAGGAGUGACCCUGAGGAGACUGACCAGUCUGGCGGAGAGCAGCUACGACCCACACCCGGCAACUGUCGCCCCCGACGACGGCAGCAGUAUCUGCUUCAUGCCCGGGGAGCCGGCGGGGGAGCUGGAGGGCUACCCGGUGGUCGGGGUCCUCCGCUCUAAGAAAGUGGACCUCAGCAAGUGCACCAUUGAAGGGGAAGGUCUGCAGCGGGGCGAGGAGGGCAAACAGGGCCACUUCACCCUGGUGUGCCGAGACUCCACCGGAGAGCAGUUGGCACGAGGUGGAGAACACGUGCUGGUCAGCGUCGUGCACAAGGAGAAGAAAAACUGCUCUGUGAAGACGACAGUGGUCGACAACAACGACGGAUCGUACAGCGUCUCAUUGACACAUGAAGAGCCGGGAAGCUACUCAGUGUGGGUUUGUGUCAGAGCUCAACACGUCAAGGGUUCACCAUUUACUCUGAACGUGCAGAGGAAGAUGAGGCGACACAGCGGGACGUUCCACUGCUGCUGCUUCUGCUCCAGCGGAGGAGCCAAGGAAGCUCGAUGUGGCUGCCCAGGAACCAUGCCAGGGGGAUUUAAAGGCUGCGGUCACAGUCAUAAGGGACACCCCGGGAAGCCACACUGGUCGUGCUGUGGCAGCACCACCGAGCAGUCCGAGUGUUUGCCUCCGAGCGUGCAGGCUGCGGUUUCCCCCCGCGGCCACUUGCGAACCGUGGAGCUCUGAGGUGACGCAGAGACAAGACCCGUCAAGAGGAUGCACGUUAACGGAGGUUGGCGGUAACGGAAGGUUCAGGGUGGCUGGUGUGAAUCUUAACCGGGUUCGAAAAGAAAGUGACGGACAAUAUGACAAUCAGAUGUUCUUGAAUAUGGGCUGUGUCACUUUAAGGUCGUUGUUAUCACAUUGAUGUUGGUUAACUUCAUCACGUUUUUGAUUAUUUUGGUUUGAAUUAGUUAUUUGAAUGUAUAAAACAAGGUGAACGUCGUGAUUGACAACAUAGACUGAUCAUGAUUGGUCGAGGGCGUGUUUGGUAGGGACCUCACAACUGUGGCUCCCCCACCCGAUUCCUUACGGCUCAGACUCGGGCUAAAAAAAGACGUCAAAGAAACGCAAGAUAACAGCGAUAAUUUGCCUUCAUUUCUAGGUGAAACGAUCUGGAAACAGUGACCUGGAAGGAGCAGGCGGUUUCCUCUCAGAAUACAAAGUCAUUUGUCUCCAGCACUGACCACAAACACAAACCUCUUACCAGCCACUUAUUCACUCUGUAUAUCUCUGAAUAUGCCUUAUCUUUAGUGUGAGUACAAAUACAUAUAUAUUAUAUUUAGUUUUUUCUUGUAAAUGAUGAAUACUAAAGUAGAUUUAUAGAAAUCUCAAACAUGAAGAUAAACUUUUUUUCAUUUGUGGUCCAUUAUCUUUACAAUGACAAUAACAGGGAUCGUCUCGAACACUGUGACUUUGCUGCUGCUGUUCACAUUUUUUAUAUAUUUCCAUUUUGCACUGACUUUACAUUCAUCUAUCUGUUCAAACUUGAACCUUUUCCAGGUUUUGCCAGUUUAAUUUCUGGAAAUUUGUGCCUGUACAAUGAAAUAAAAAAAAAAUCACUUUUGAAAUUCUACUUUGUCAUUGGAAAGAAAGAAACAAAUAGGGAAUAGUUGCUUUGUUAUUUUUGCAGAUAUCCCCUUAAAUAAUUAAGUAACACAUUACUGAAAAUUAACUAAAUUGAAAUAUUAUAAAUCUUCAGUACAAUAGUAUUUACUUUUGAAAUUCUACUUUGUCAUUUGAAAGAAAGAAACAAAUAGGGAAUAGUUGCUUUUAUUUUUAUUUUUCCCUUAAAUAAUUAAGUAACACAUUACUGAAAAUUAACUAAAUUGAAAUAUUAUAAUACUUCAGUACAAUAGUAUUCAAGGUGCCAUGUCUUAAGGAAUGUAAGAAGUUAUUGAAGUCUGCUAUUGUCAGUGGUGAUUGAUCUUCAUAAACCAUUGAACUACAGCCAGGUACAUGACUUUUCCUGGUCCCCUGGAAACACUUCCAGUGUUGUAUUCUUUAAUUGCAGCGCGUUUCUAUAUUUACAUGUGUACUGACUUUUUUCAGCGCAUGUCUCUUCAAAUUGAUGAUGUUUUUUCUAUUUGUAUGUGUUUACGAAAUUUGCUGUGCAUUGAGGUCUCUUG
Molecule: messenger RNA, 3415 nt
Organism: Platichthys flesus (European flounder)
Lineage: Eukaryota; Metazoa; Chordata; Actinopteri; Pleuronectiformes; Pleuronectidae
Gene: trim45
Product: tripartite motif containing 45
Exons: 8
Coding region: 252-1973 (573 amino acids)
Biological process (GO): positive regulation of DNA-templated transcription
Cellular component (GO): chromatin; nucleoplasm
Molecular function (GO): ubiquitin-protein transferase activity; zinc ion binding; protein binding
Source: RefSeq, a predicted model, not a curated record